CAAAGCUGUCAAACUGUCAAUCACUUUGCAUUCCUUCGUCAGCUGUUCGGAACAAACAAUUAUUAUCGAAACUAUUUGUUUUGUUAUUUAUCACAAGUUAAGUAAAUAAAUACGUUUAAAAUACACUAUUUUGAAUAAAGUCACAUAAACUAAGUUGUGUACAUUAGUAUACAAACACUAUGGUGGAAGAUUCAAGUCAAAACUCUAACAAACCAAAGGCAAAAGCCACUCGCCCGAAAGCAGUUUAUCUGUGGACAGAAGCCGAUGUUCAGAAGUGGCUACGACGUCACUGUAGUGAUUAUUAUCAUUUGUAUUGGGAAAGAUUUCAUGAGCAUGAUAUAACUGGCCGUGCUCUGGUUCGUAUAAAUGAUAACACAUUAUUACGAAUGGGCAUAACAAACAGAGAACAUAGAGAUGCAUUAUGGCGAGAAAUAUUGAAAUUACGUCUGAAGGCUGAUAUUGUGGAAAUACGAGAUCUGGAAAGGAGACACUAUUAUUUCAACUAUGAUUUGUGACACGAAGACCUUGAACCUGGAACGUUUUGGUCCACUCAUCUGUUGCUAAUAAAACAUUACUUCACAGGCAGUUUUCAUUGUAACAAGCGUAGUACUGUCACACAACUUGUGCGUGCCUUAUUUGUUAUGCUUACAGUUAAUAAAAUUUUAAACAGUAGAUAACAAAUAAUUCUAGUAGUUUAUAUAAUUAUUUUGUGUAAUCGUUUUUUUUAUACGACUUAGAAUGGCAAACAAGCUGACGGCCCACCUGAUGGAAAGUGGUAACCGUCGCCUAUAGACAUGAGCAGUACCAUGGACAUAACAAAGUAUACUGUUUCGCCCAUGAUACCCCCCAUGCAUUGCCAUUCCUAUUCCUGAGGACUCAGGUGUUAUUCCUCUGUACCCUGUAAAUUCACGCCAUAUCCCACCCUUCAAACCGAAACACAACUGCUUCACGGUUGAAACACGAACGGGACAGAGGUACCCAAGCAAUCGACUUUUGUACAAAGUCUCCCUCUAGUUACUAGUGAAAAGAAAUUUUUUAUUUUAAUAUUAUAUUAUUAUAGGUAAAAACAGUAUAAUAAUAUAUGUAAUAAACUCUUUAUAUUGAAUCAUAUUUUCUUUUUGAAUAAAAUAUAUUUAAACAAAUAUAAUAUGAUAUUAAUUAAUUAAAUUGCCAAUUUAAAUUACUAAGGAUUUGAUGUUUGCAUUACUUCAGUGUGCAAACACAUUAUAUAUUGUACUAAUAUUGUUACUAAAUUUGUAAGUAUUCUAAAUAUAAUUUUAAAUAAGAUACAAACAAUAAUAUUAUCUUUGACAAUAUUAGAUUCAGCACAUAAGGUGUUUUUCUCUUUCAGAGAUUUGUAAGAUAUUGUCCUAGUGGUAUAUAACACCAUCUUUUGUAGUUGAUACGAGGUUUCAUCAUUUUUAUUAUAGGUAUACAUAUUGAAUAGUGAAAAUUUUAUAUUCAAAAUAAGGUAAGUUGUUAAGUAACUUACUAUAUUGUUAAAAAAAUAUAUUUAAUAUGUAAAUAAAGUAUUACCUAAUUUGAGGUGUUUUAAUUUUUGUCAAUAACACCAAUUUUAUACAAUUGUCUACAUUUAUAUAUUAGUUAAAUGUAAAACUGUUAUUACAGGAAUUCCAAAUUCGAUAUUUAAACAAUCAAAAUAUCUGCAUCCUUAUAUGUUUAUGGGGCACUCGGCUAUAGACAAUAUGAUAAUAUUUUACUAUAUUUUUCAAACUUCAGAGACACCUGAUUAUUAUUGUUAAUACCUUGAAAUAAAAUGUAGUUAAAAUAACAUUAGUACUGUAUAAAUCUUCAAUAAGUAUAUUUUAUAUUAUGGUCUAUUUAAGCAUCUAGUUUUAAGACUAAAAAAAUUAUAACUGUGAAUUAAAAGAUCAUCUGAUAAUGAGCCAUCUAGAAAUGUGUUAUGGAAUCCACAUAUAACAGUUACUAUAUUAAUAACGAUGUAGAGUAAUAUAACGAUUUUGAGAAUAUAUGUAACAGUUAAUUUUAAAUUUUCGCGUUGUUUACAUAUAUUUUAAAUACACAAUGGGUAUUAUUUAUCUUUAAAAGCUUUUACAUCGCGUUAAGUUCCAAUUGUGUACUUAGAAUGAGAUAUGUACAUACAUCCUGAUUUAAUAAGUAAACUUUAUAUAAAUAUAUAUUUAACGAUUAGGCCAUUUUAUUUCUAUAAUGUUUAAGAAUGUUCACAAUGUCUACCUACUGUUAUGUAUUAGUAAUAAAAUAUUGUGCAUGUUC
This is a messenger RNA of Galleria mellonella (greater wax moth), 2256 nucleotides long. It is a transcript of the gene ave, whose product is annotated as protein aveugle. Gene Ontology annotation, cellular component: cytoplasmic side of plasma membrane. The record is from RefSeq and is a predicted model, not a curated record. Gene Ontology annotation, molecular function: protein binding. The coding region runs from base 180 to 515 and encodes 111 amino acids. Gene Ontology annotation, biological process: cell surface receptor protein tyrosine kinase signaling pathway. The transcript has 3 exons. Lineage: Eukaryota; Metazoa; Arthropoda; Insecta; Lepidoptera; Pyralidae.